CGCGCACGCAAGUCCGCCCCGGGCACGUCGCCGCCACCCGCGCUCGCACGUAUGGUGCGUGGUGACGUCGCGGCGGUGCGGGCGCCAUCCCGGAAGCGCGAGCAAGGCCGCCAGAUGUGCAGGCAGCGGAGGAGGAGGAAGAGAUGGACCCCCCGGACUCGGCCUCGAGGGUCUUCUGCAGCCGCAUCCUGAGCAUGGUGAAUGCGGACGACGUCAAUGCCAUCAUCCUGGCCCAGAAGAACAUGCUGGACCGCUUUGAGAAGACCAACGAGAUGCUGCUGAACUUCAACAACCUGUCAAGCGCCCGCCUGCAGCAGAUGACCGAGCGCUUCCUGCACCACACGAGGACGCUGGUGGAGAUGAAGCGGGACCUGGACAGCAUCUUCCGCAGGAUCAGGACACUGAAAGGGAAGCUGGCCAGGCAGCACCCAGAAGCCUUCAGCCACAUCCCGGAGGCCUCCCUCCUGGAGGACGAGGAUGAGGACCACAUCCCGCCCAGCACCACAACCACCAUUGCCACCUCGGAACAGAGCACGGGCUCGUGUGACACUAGCCCUGACACCGUCUCGCCCUCCCUCAGCCCCGGCUUCGAGGACCUGUCCCACGUCCGGCCCGGCUCCCCUGCCAUCAAUGGCCGCAGCCAGACGGACGACGAGGAGAUGCUGGGCGAGUAACCCUGCUCCCCGGCGCUCCCAAGGUGUCUGAGGCGGCAGCGCACACCCCGCCUCAAGAUUGACAGCUUUGCCGUGCUGUCCAUUAUCCAGGGCUCCGGGGGACAGGCUCCCUCCCGGGGGUGUGCAAGUCCUCGGAGUCUAUGAUUCUCACUUGUCCCUCACUGAGAACAUCUCUGCAGACCCCUCUGCCGGGCCAGGGGGCAGUGAGCCCAGCUGAAGUCAUUGGGCUGGGUGCAAGGGGGCUUUUCCAGAGCCAGACCUGAGGUCUGCUCUGACCAACACUCAAGGUUCCCAGAGGCCAGAGCCAGAUGGCCCCUGCCCCAGCACCCUGGGCAGGGCCUCCUCAAGGCGGACAAGCACUGUCAUGUCUGAGUUCACCUCAGCCCACCCCACACCCACUAAUUCUGGUCUCCCUGCCCCUCUGUCCAAUCAAAGUAUUGAUGAAAGCAUCUCAAGGCGGAUUCUGAGACAGCUGUGGAAGGCUCAAGACAGAGGCUGGCCGCCUACUCAGCCCCCAGCCAGCCUGAUAAGGCCUGUGUUUCUCUGACCAGAGGUGUGCACGCUGAGGGCCCAGCAGGCCUCUCCCAGGGUCUCUGUGGAGCAAGCCAAGCCACCUUGGAAAUCAGAAUUUAAACGGAAUAUUUUUGUACCCGAUGUUUACAGAUGCUGUUGGGAAGUUAUCAAUAAAAAGACUCCAUUACUAAAAAGAGAAAGAUGCA
Molecule: messenger RNA, 1393 nt
Organism: Equus quagga
Lineage: Eukaryota; Metazoa; Chordata; Mammalia; Perissodactyla; Equidae
Gene: KXD1
Product: KxDL motif containing 1
Exons: 5
Coding region: 144-674 (176 amino acids)
Biological process (GO): lysosome localization
Cellular component (GO): BORC complex
Source: RefSeq, a predicted model, not a curated record